Messenger RNA from Miscanthus lutarioriparius, 699 nucleotides. NCBI's taxonomy places the organism in Eukaryota, Viridiplantae, Streptophyta, Magnoliopsida, Poales, Poaceae. The record is from the annotation of a GenBank genome assembly.
AUGGCUGCCGUGGGCAUCACCUCCCCUCCGGCGCCACACGCCUUGGCGCCCGCCGCAUCUCCUUCCGCCUCCUCAUACUCCACGCCAGGCCUCCGCCGUCUCCGCCUCUCCACCCGACUCGCCGCCGCCGGGGCGUCGUUCCUCGCGCGGCGGUGCGCCGCCGCUGCCGACGGUGGGGCCGCGGCCUCGGAGGGCGCCUCUGCGGUGGCAGACCCCGACGCGGGCACAGACGUUGCCGGAGGCGCCGCGACCUCCACGCGGCCGCCCUACUCGAUCAUCUCCGCGGAUAACGUGCAGAAGGCGAUGCGCGGCCUUGCAAUUACAGAUGCUGAUCACUAUGGGAGGCUUGGAGUCACCAGGCUAGCUUCUACCGAUGAGGUAAAAGCUGCGUACGAGAAGAAGUGUGAAGAACUAAAUAGCAAAGAACUAGAAGAAGAGGAGCUUCACAAGGAAUAUGACCUCAUAAAGGAAUCAUUUACCAUACUAUCAACCGAGGAAGAACGAAGAUUAUAUGAUUGGAGCUUGUCAAGAAGUGGACAGCCUGAGCGAUAUGUGUGGCCAUUUCAAGUUGAUCCUUUGGAGAUGGCACCAGAUCCACCACAGGAACCAGAGGAUGAGUUUCCAACCAAGCUCGUUGGCUACUUCUUGCUGGUGUGGUUCAUACUCUCCGUUGCUCUCUCAGUGACCCUCAACAAAUGA